Molecule: messenger RNA, 3930 nt
Organism: Linnemannia hyalina
Lineage: Eukaryota; Fungi; Mortierellomycota; Mortierellomycetes; Mortierellales; Mortierellaceae
Source: the annotation of a GenBank genome assembly
AUGGGGAGACUGCACCGCAUCGAGCUCGAAAACUUCAAGUCCUACAAGGGUCAUCAGACCAUCGGUCCCUUCCUCGACUUUACCUGCGUUAUCGGUCCCAACGGUGCAGGAAAAUCAAACUUGAUGGAUGCUAUCUCGUUCGUUUUGGGAGUAAAGUCAAGUCAGCUACGAUCGAGCCAGCUCAGAGAACUUAUCUAUCGGGACCGCUCAGACGACAAUGAGGACAACGUCAGACCUGGAGCCAGCAAGAAUGCCAGAGCUGCCUCGUCUAACGAAGCGGACCCCAGGAAGACCUGGGUUAUGGCAGUGUAUCAAAAGAAUGAUGGCACCGAAGUCAAGUUUACCCGCAGUGUGAAUAUGGCCGGUAUCAGCGAGUAUAAGAUCAAUGGAAAAGUUAUGUUGUAUGCCGACUAUGACAAGCGACUUCAGGAAAUCAACAUUCUUGUCAAAGCAAGGAACUUUCUGGUCUUUCAGGGUGAUGUGGAGGCGAUCGCUUCUCAGUCCCCAAAGGAUUUGACAAAGCUUAUCGAGCAAAUAAGUGGAUCGUUGGAGUUGAAGCAGGAAUAUGAGCGUCUUCAGGAGGAGCAGGAGCGUGCUGUCGAGAACUCGACCUUCAACUUUCACAAGAAAAAGACCAUCAACGCCGAGAUCAAGCAGUACCAGGAACAGAAGGCUGAAGCCGAGCGCUUCGAAACUUUGGAGGAGGAGAAGGCCAACCUGUUGAUCAACUACUUGGUGUGGAAACUGUUCCACAUUGAGAGAAACAUUACUACAACCGAGAACGCUAUCGAUGCCAAGGCGCAGACCGUCAGGACCACUCAGGUGGAGUUAAACAAUUUGGAGGAUGAGCUGGCAUCCGCGAAGAAGAACCAGGCUGUGACGCAGAGGGAGACAUAUCGCAAGGAACGUUCGAUCGCCAAACGCGAGAAAGCUCUCGCUGAUCUUCAUCCUGAGGCACUGAGUUUGGACGAGAAGAUUGCUCAUGUUGCAAAAAAGAUCAAGUCUAUUCAGGCGAACGGGACAAUCGUCAAGGACACAUACGAGACCCAGCUCAAGAGUGUUUCACAGCAGCAGGCGGAUCUCACCCAGCUCGAAAAGGCCGCCACCAAGUUCGAGAAGGAGGCCAAAAUCCAGGAGGAAGCUCGCGGAGUGACUCUGAACCAAGAGGAUAUGGCCACCUACAGCUCCAAAAAGGAGGAAGUCGCCUUGCGGACGGUUACUCAGACCCAGCAGCUCGGUCAGUUGAAGAGAGUCAUCAAGAGUGAGCGUGAGGAGAACAGCCGAUUGAAGGCGGCGGUCUCAGAGUUGGAGGCGAAGAAGGACCGACUCUCGGAGCAGGAGCAAAACUUGCUGAGCCACCAGAACAAUGUCGAGUCACACAUUGCAAAGGUCCUGCAGGACCAGGCUAAAGCACAGCAUGAGCUCACCAACCUCACCAACGAACGCAGCAGGAUCGUAAAGACCGAGACCGAACUGAAUGAGAAGCUAACCAACAUCCUCAAUCAACUCAUGGAGGCAAAGCUGGAUCAACGCGAGUCCGAGAAGGAGCAAAAGCUGAAGGAGACCUUGUCGUCGCUUAAGCGCAUCUUCCCUGGUGUCCGUGGCAGAGUGUCGGAUCUGUGCAAGCCCACUCAGAGAAAGUAUGACACGGCUAUCUCUGUUAUCCUUGGCCGCCACUUGGAUGCUAUCAUCGUCGAUCGGGAAAAGACUGCUAUAGAGUGCAUUCAGCUCUUGAGAGAGCAGCGUUCUGGACAUGCGACAUUCCUUCCCCUGGAUACCCUUGUCGUGAAGCCCGUUAACGACCGUCUUCGUAGUUUGUCCAAGGGAGCCCGUCUGGCGAUUGACGUUGUUCAGUACGACGAGACGCUCGAGCGUGCUAUCCAGUACGUGUGUGGUAAUGCCUUGGUCUGCGACACGAUGGAGGUUGCCAAGCAUGUCUGCUAUGGACUCGGCCAGCAAGUCAAGGCUGUUGCUCUGGAUGGCACCGUUUUCCACAAAAGCGGUCUGAUUACAGGAGGACAGGGAGGCGUUGGGUCCAGUACCAAGCGGUGGGAGGAGCGCGUUGUCGAUGAGCUGAAGAAGCGUCGCGACGUCCUUUUGGUCCAGUUGAACGAGUUGUCCAAGACCAAGAAGCGCGGAGUUCCAGAGGAGAGUUUGAGAUCUGAGCUGGCUGGCAUUGAGAGCAAACUGUCCUAUUCUCGUGAGGACCUGAGCGCGACUAAGAGAAAGUUGAACGGCGUUCGGGAGGAGCUCCGAUUGAUUGAGGCCGAGCUGGUGGAGAAGAGCCCCAAGGCUGACGAGUCAUCAAAGGCAUUGGCUGCUCAAGAGGCCGAAAUUUCCAGGAUCGAGGCGACCGUUUCCCAGAUUGAGGAUGAGGUCUUUGCAUCCCUUUGCAGGAAGGUUGGUGUGUCCAACAUUCGCGAGUAUGAGGAGCAAAAGCUGAAGCGGUCUCAGGAGCUCUUGGAGAAACGAGCCAAGUUUGAGACUUUGCUGUCUAAGAUGCGCAACCAGCUGUCGUUCGACACCACCCAGAUGAACGAGACCAAGGAGCGCCUUUCACGAUUGGAGACCAUGCUGGCAACUGAGAUGGCGACAUUGGACGAGUAUGGUAGCAAGCGCGACGAGAUUCAGAUCAAACAGACGGGUAUUCGUGAAAAAGUUGAGGAGUUGAAGGAGGAUCUCGCAUCUGACCAGGAGACACUUCAGGCUCGAUCAGAUGAGGUGAACCAGAUCAAGAAGUCGGUUGCACGUGUCCAAAAGCAGAUCGAUGCCCUGCUCAAAGACAUUGGUGUCAAGGAAUCCUUGGUGGAAAAGCUGGAUUCGGAGCGUUCGUCCAUCUUUAGACGGUGUAGACUGGAGCAAAUUGAGCUGCCAAUGGAGAAGGGAUCUCUGGAUGAUGUGUCGUUGGAUGACGUCGAGGGACUGCGUCCUUCUGUGGCGAACGAGGACGAUAUGGAUGUAGACACCGACAGCGGGCUCCCCACCAGUUCUUCCCACAGCCGCCGUAGCCAAGAGUGGAAAAUCAAGGUCGACUUUACGGAUCUUGAUGAGGAACAGCGACAGGCGUUGCCUAGCUCAUCGUCAUCACACAGCCAAGGCACAGGAACAGCUGGUUUGGACCUUCACCGCCUCUCGCUUUCACAAUCCCAGUCCGGAUCUCAGCAUCCUCCCAGCAACAGUCAGAUUGGAUCAUCGUCGCAGACCGAGCAUCAGCUUCACCCUCAGGCUGAGGCCGGCACUAUGGAGCAGAUGGAGAACGAGUUCUUGGAUCGCUUGAGACAACUGGGUGAGGAGAUUGACCGGUUGGCACCCAAUAUGAAGGCGAUUGAGCGAUUGGACGGAGUUGAGGCACGUUUGAAGCAGACGGAUAAGGAGUUCAACGUGGCUCGUAAGAGUGCCAGGACGAUCAAGGAGCAGUUUGGAGCGGUGAAGCAGGAGCGUUAUGACCGUUUCCAGAAGGCGUUUGCACACAUCUCUGAGAAGAUUGACGAAAUCUACAAGUCUUUGACGAGGUCAACUGCGUUUCCUAUGGGUGGCACGGCGUACUUGUCGUUGGAGGACACGGAAGAGCCCUAUUUAGAUGGCAUCCGGUAUCAUGCUAUGCCACCACUGAAGCGGUUCCGGGAUAUGGAUCAGUUGUCUGGAGGAGAGAAGACGAUGGCGGCGUUGGCGUUGCUGUUUGCGAUCCAUUCGUUCCGUCCUUCACCGUUUUUUGUGUUGGAUGAGGUGGAUGCGGCGCUGGACAACAUGAAUGUUGCACGUAUUGGCCAGUACUUGCAGGACCACGCGUCGGCAGAUCUGCAGUUUAUUGUGAUCUCACUGAAGAGUUCACUGUAUGAGCGUGGACAGGGUCUUGUGGGCAUCUACCGCGACCAGGGCGUCAACAGCAGUAGGACGCUGACCCUUGCCCUUGACCAAUUCGAAGAGUAA